Messenger RNA from Rotaria sordida, 321 nucleotides. Lineage: Eukaryota; Metazoa; Rotifera; Eurotatoria; Philodinida; Philodinidae. The record is from the annotation of a GenBank genome assembly.
AUGACAUGUGGUGGUCAAAUCGAUGUUUCCAGUCCUGAAGGUAACAGAUUACCAGAUAUAGCUGGUUCAAAAGAAAAAUCUACAAUAAUUCAUGAUCGAAAAGGAUUGAUUAGUAUGGAUAUAACAAAAAGUAUAAAUGAAUUUAUUAUUACAUUAGGUCCUGCUCCAAUGUUGAAUGAUAACUAUGUUGUAUUCGGUGAAGUUAUCAGUGGAAUGGCUAUUUUUGAUUCUAUUAAUGCUUGUGGUGUUCGUAAUCAAGUUGAUACAGUUAAUGGUGAUGGUCAACCUUUUGAUGCUAUUUCAAUUUAUUCAUGUAGUUAG